UUUAAUAGCAACUUUAAUUUUAAAUGCAAAAAAAAAGCUAUACAUUUUGUAGGAACUUUCCAAUUGAAUCGAGGUUGAAAAACUAUGGCGACAAGUCGACAACCAUUUGAAGUUAAGGAGAAAUUACCGGAGUAAAAAAAGGUUACCAUAAGAUAAAUACGUAGUAAGUAAUUUCUUCGUAUAAUCUUUUCACCGUACGUAUAUGCACAUACAUUUCUUCUUCUUCUUCUUCUUCGGCCACAUCCAUGAAGUCACAGUCGCAAAAAACCAUUGCUGCAAUGGCGUUGUUCUUUGUGGGUUUGUGUCUUGCCGGAAAAAUGAUGCCGGCUGCCGCCGACUGUUCUUCCGGUGAUAAUAAUGGCAAAGUGAUGACCCUGGAUUCGGUUCGCGAGAGCCUGGUGCGGCAAGAAGACACCAUCAUUUUGAGCCUCAUGGAGAGAGCCAAGCACCCAAUGAAUGCCCAGUUGUACGAUAAUAAAUCUACGCUGUUUAAACUUGACGGUUCGGGGUCUCUGUUCGAGUAUUUCGUCAAACAGAGCGAAAUUCUUCAAUCUAAGAUGGGAAGAUAUUUAUCUCUAGACGAACUUCCUUUCUUUCCCGAUGGUCUGUCCCAGCAAGCAUCGUUGGUCCCAGACAGGAAGUGUAUUCCGUUUUUGCAUCCAGCCGGCAAAUCCAUCAAUAAUAAUGGAGACAUUCUGGAAAAGUAUGUAAGUGAAGUUCUUCCCCUAUUUGUGAUGCCGGGUGAAGAUGAGAACUACACAACCACUGCUACCAGCGACCUACAAGUUUUGCAGGCACUCUCUAGAAGGAUUCAUGACGGAAAAUUUGUUGCCGAGGCCAAGUAUACUGAUGCUCCGCAAGAUUAUAAUGACUACAUUACUCGUAGGAACAAGGAUGAACUGAUGAGGCUAAUAACAGAUACAAAUGUUGAAAGGGGCGUCAUAAACCGAGUAGGGCUUAAGGCGGCAGAGUUGAGAAAGUGCACAAAUAACACCAUUGCUCCAAAAUUAAACGCUUCUGCUAUAUAUGAAAAUUUUGUGAUACCUCUGACCAAAGACGUUGAAGUGGAUUACCUUCUGCAGCGACUCAACACAACAAAAAAUUAAUUCUCUACGCGUGGAAAUUUUCUACGGAGUAGUUAUUACCAAUUAUAAGACAAUGUGUGGUUUAAUUUUUAUCAUCGAGUGUUACAUUCUCCCAAACUUAAAAUUUCUUCGGCACUGAACACUUUUAUUUUAUACAAUUUCG
Cuscuta epithymum is the source of this 1248-nucleotide messenger RNA. The record is from the annotation of a GenBank genome assembly. NCBI's taxonomy places the organism in Eukaryota, Viridiplantae, Streptophyta, Magnoliopsida, Solanales, Convolvulaceae.